Lytechinus variegatus (green sea urchin) is the source of this 2358-nucleotide messenger RNA. RefSeq lists its product as uncharacterized. The record is from RefSeq and is a predicted model, not a curated record. Lineage: Eukaryota; Metazoa; Echinodermata; Echinoidea; Temnopleuroida; Toxopneustidae. Bases 17 to 802 code for a protein of 261 amino acids. The transcript has 7 exons.
UGGAAAGACAUCUUUAAUGGCUAGCGCAUCCGUAGUCUGUCCUUUGGUCAAGCCAAACCGUACAACCUUCUUAAAUACAAGAGAACGAGUAAUUGGUGAACCGGGAGCAGAAUGGGCCCCCGAGUUGACCAAUUACCAGACGGAUUUUACCGCCAAAACAAUCUUACUACGACACAAACGACCAACGUCAAGCAACAGGAAGAAUAAGCCACACCCGAAACAUGUUGCACAUCUUCGGAGGUUGACAAAUGAGCCCGUCUGCACUGUCAAGACGAUCAUCAACCAGGUCGAUCCUACGACGUCGAGAUCAUGCUGGAUGCAGUCGUUGAUGAAAGCCCAGUUUAAACUCCCGCCCACCACGCCCGAUCGGACCACGAGAUUUGGGUGUAACAAGAACAAGCACCUUGCCGCCUCAGGCAUCGUGCCAACCCACGCGAAGAGCUCAGACAAGAAAGAGGAGCCCCUUCUACCAGCAUGUGCAAAGAAAACAACUAUGAUGACGACUUCAUCUCCGUUUCAAUAUGUCCCAAGAAAACGGAAAAUAAUCCCUAAAAUCCUGGAUGAGAGUAUUGGUAUUCUUCGGCAACCCUUACCCGAUAAGAUCCCUCUCGGGAAACCACGCCGAUGGAAGACAUCGAAGAGACUGGUCGAGAGCGCGCCAGCUACGACGCUUCAGGUCUCCAAUUUUGAUGGUGGAGCGCCUCCAGACUACUCCAAGUCCAUCACCGGACGCAAGCUAUGCUGGUAUCCGGCAAUAGAGGGCGGAAUCCUUCAAUUACCCGGAUACAUGAGACAUUUCUAGUCAUACAACCAAGUGGUGGAUUUAGGAUGGGGUGCGAGGGAUGCCCAUCCCACCCCCCUUUUUUUUAGGAAUCACCUAUUGAACAUUUACAUUAACAUAGACAAAUUUAAGGGGGUAAAAAUGUCAUUUGCAACCCCUCUAUUUUCAAAUUUCCUCUUUGCAGUUAACACCCCCUUAAUUUCAAAAUCUUUGAUCUGCCUCUAGUAUAGGCAUGAAAAUAACAUUUGAAGGAACAUGAUUCCUCGAGCUCACUUUCUUCUAGAGUUAGCAGGGGGCAUUGCAGAGUUUCAAGGAAUGAAAUCUCUCCAUUGUAGAUUUGGAUCUGUUUUAAAGACCAAUCAAGGAGCGAUGUAUAUUGAAGUAGGCAUCGCUUCAAUACGUACAUACUGUAUAUCAGCAGUUGAGUGAAGUUAAAUCAAUCUUACAUCUCAGUUAAUUAUGGGGACCUAAUACAUCCAUUAAUCAUAAUUUUUGAUACAUUUCAUUAGUCAGUGAAAAGAGAAUGAUUAGCUGUAGGGAAGAUAACAAAUUCAUCUUCAGAGAUGAAAGCCAUUCACUAGUUCAGUGAAUAUAAGAGAAAGUAAAUGAUGUAUUAAUUGAAACCACAAAGUGUUCAGAUCAUUGCCUUGAAUUUUACUAACUACGAGGCUACGUGAAAUUACACACAAACGAAAACAGCUUGGCUACCAUGUUAUUUUCUGUUAUAAAAGAACCAUUUUAUUAAUUUUCUCUUCUUUCAAUGGUUCUUAUUAAACAGAAAAACCAGAGAAAUAAAGAUUAUUAUUCCAAUCAUGAAUAAUACAAUUUAGAACAAAUUCUCAUACUUGGUCUCCUCUUUCCCCGUCAUCAAAUAUACCAAGGUCCCGUUUCACAAAACUUUUUUAUCAAUAACAAAUUUGUUCUCCACCACUCAAAUUGAUGGAUUUCGGUAGUUUAUAACAGUACCAUGUAACUUAACAGUGAGAAGAAGUUUCAUGAAACGGGAUCCUGAAUUUACAUACACGUAUGCAUCUCCAUCAUAUUUCAUAACAUACAAUUAUUUUUCUCAUGGCAACCCAUAUUGCUUGAGAACAAUUAGAAUGAUAUAAGUGUCUUCAUAUAAAAACAAUAAAUGAAAAAAGAAUAAGUAUCACAGCUAAAUGUCUGUGUACAAUAUAUUUGGAAAGUUCUUUGAGAAAAGAAAUAUCAACAUUUCUUUCUUUACUCUUUUGACGUUUCUGCUAAUGGUCUGUAACAAAGCAAUCUUCUAGUGAACAAUGUUUUACUUCAACUCUAUUCAGGAAAUCUAUCUUAAAAUCAAGAUGGCAGCGAGUAACAUACCAACAAUGCUUCUAGUUGUCAUUCAAGCCUUUCAAUAUGUUUCCCCUUGGUCUUUGGUCAUAUCGAAUUUAUAAUCAAAGUUCAAAUCACAUAUGGAAAGCUGAACAACAAAAAUAAUACAAUUUAUUUGCAACCCACGAAUCAGUACUGUUUAAAAGGAAAUUAUUCAAGAAUCAGGGCUACAAUAAAGUUUUCUUCAAGAAUUGUGUGUUGUCAAAGAAAUUAUUAUGUCAAAA